GCUUUCUAUUUCUUAUCUGUGUAAUGCCACAAUGGCGGAUAGCGGCGCGAUUGCCGCUAAUGUUCUUUUUUGUUGAGUGAAACAUAAUUAGUUUUGUCUUUCCAACACGAUAAGAUACAGCGUUUUGUCCAGCAGGUUACUAUAAGUAAAGUUUUAUAAUAAGAACUAUAACCAUUUUAUCGUUUCAUGGUAAUUUUGUUGUGCAUCGUUCUUGACACAAGCUAAGCAGUCAUCAUUGUCAUCCACGGCGUUUUACCAUGGCCGAGUAUCUAGCUGCUAUCUUUGGUACAGAAAAAGACAAGGUCAACUGCUCCUUUUAUUUCAAAAUUGGAGCUUGCCGUCAUGGAGACAGGUGCUCUCGGAUUCAUAACAAGCCAACUUUCUCGCAAACAGUGUUGCUGCAAAACCUUUAUGUGAAUCCUCAAAACUCUGCAAAGUCUGCCGAUGGCAGCCAUUUGGUCGUAGCAAAUGUGUCCGAUGAGGAGAUGCAGGAACACUACGACAAUUUCUUUGAAGACGUUUUUGUAGAAUGUGAAGACAAAUAUGGAGAGAUUGAGGAAAUGAAUGUUUGUGACAAUUUGGGGGAUCACUUAGUCGGGAAUGUUUAUAUUAAAUUUCGUCGCGAAGAAGACGCAGAGAAAGCUGUGAAUGACCUCAACAAUCGCUGGUUUGGCGGCCGCCCCGUGUACGCGGAGCUGUCCCCCGUCACGGACUUCCGCGAGGCUUGCUGUCGCCAGUACGAGAUGGGCGAGUGCACCCGCUCCGGCUUCUGCAACUUUAUGCACCUCAAGCCUAUCUCUAGGGAACUCAGGAGAUACCUGUACUCGCGGCGCAAGGGCGGACGGCGGUCGCGCAGCCGCUCGCGCGAGCGCCGGCCGCGCCGCUCGCGCAGCCGCGAGCGCGGCGCCGGCGGCAGGAGGGAGCCCCCGCGCAACUCGCGCUCCGGCCGCUACUGACCCGCCGCCGCCGCCCGAGAUACGCACGGCCCUCGCACUGAGCCGCAGCUGGCCGGCGGGCCACUCCCGCGUAGAUCUCGAUCGACGUGUGGCCGGCCGUGACACGUCGCCCGCCGCCCGCUGCGACUCCCGACGUCGCCCGAAGAUCGACUGACAGUGUUUGUGACCGUUUGGUGUGUGUGAAAAACAUCUUUCAUCGGAUAUUUUAAGUUUUUUACGUGUAACGUUUAAACGUGUCACAGUCAUGAAGUACAGUCGCCAUCAGAUAUAUAGGAGCGGCCGAGGUGCUCACAAAUAUCUGAACACGCCUCUAUUGGAAGGCGUUAGAGUAUGUGUUCAGAUAUUUUUGAGCACCUCGGGCAGUCGAUAUAUCUGAUGGUGACCUAAGUCUAAACAGAACGACCACCAAAAUUUAAUAUUGACACUUCUCAUCAUGCCAAUAAUCUGUUUAGGGUUAGCCUCAAAUAAAAAAAAUAAUGUGUUUAAUUUUUUUUUUACAUUAUUUGGUGAUGCGUGUCGGGGGUAGUGCGAAAAAAUAUUGUCAAUAGCUUAAUUGUUUGCUUGAUGUUGACAUAAUUACAUCCUACUUGUAGUUCUACUAGAAAAAAUUCCCCAAACUAUUUCAAAAAUGCAUCGCGACAAAAUAAUGCCGGGAUAAUGCUAAGAAUACAAUUUUCUUCUUCUCCUGAGCCUAUUUCCCAUGUCUCUUGGGAUCCGUAAACGCCACUCUGGGCGUUUCUGUGUCGUUCCGGAUUUUAAAUCCGUCAUCUUACGAAAUGAUCCCCAUCCAAAUUAUCCAAAUUAAUGGUCGGUCAGCAUUGCCUGGGCCAUUCUUAACCUUUUGAACUUCUCUCUCGCAUCAAAAUAUGGCAUACACCUUAUCUGUCAACAGUAAAAUUGCUUUGACAGCGUCUGCCAUAACCACUUGGUCCUUGGCGUGGUAAGCAUGACAACACACGACCACUUUAGUGGCUCUUGGCGUUAAGAAGACAUUACAAAAAAGACAUACAAAUACCUAAAAGUUACAUUACUUUGUGUAAAACAUCAAACAAAACAACUAAGCUACUGAUGUUCAAAAGAGUCUUCAAAGCAGUGGUUACUGAUGUGCACACUGCAAUAUCGCACUAAGAUAAAUAAUCUUAUCUUAUUUUGCCUUGUCUUUUAUUAAGAACCUGUCUGUCAAAGUGUGGUAUUGCAGUACAGUCAGCAUCAAUAGUAGCGGAUAAAACAACGCGCCAAAAGUAUCUGAUAUCCCGAAUAAUUUUUCAGAAUAAUAGAUAAGUCUUUAAAAUUCACAUUCAAAAGUAUAUUUUUUAUAGUCUUAAUUAGUCUACAUAUAACCAUCACUUUUUGUUCGGAAAUCAGAAAUCAUUUAUGGCGAGCCAUGGUACAUAGUUAUUACAUUUAAAUUAUAGAAACACAUGGCACCCUGAAAAGGGUAUUGCAAGUAUUCUUAUAGCGAGCUAGGACUAAAGUUAUUAAAUAUAGUAGUACCCAUUUAUGAUUUGUUAAGCUGUUACAGAAUGGUAAACUUUGGUUUUUUAUUGCGUGGAAUUCUGACGUUUCCAGGUGAUACCAGGCAUAAAAAUACUCCUUAAAUUUGUGGUGAGAAUUACAAGCCAGCCAGAAUUAAUUAUACUUUAUUCGUGAAAACAAAGAUAGUGUUAUUUUAAAGUGCAUUAUUUGGAUAUGAGAAAAUACUAGGUAUUUUUCUGGGGUGAAAAAUAAUUGUUACUGGUAUCAUUCUAAUGACUUUCAUAUAUCACAAACCUUUGGUCUAAAAUUAUGUUUUUAACUUUUUAUACUUUGUACUAUCUCGUCUUGUUUUAAAAAAAAGGCACGUUAGGUCGGGUCGCUGUGUUCCACUUCAUCUAUGGCCGCCGUUCACCGCUGCAGCCGCCGCAAGAUGUCUUGGUCGAGCCGUGAGAGUGUUCUCCUUAGACCUACCCUCCAUUUCAAAGAAAUUACAAAAUUGUUUAUGUCACGACCCGUGUCAUUCGUCUUUCAACAGUUUGAACGUGCAAAUAUGUUUGCUCUCCUUUGUCCAUGUUUUUUAAUAUAACUCAUGCAAGAAAUAACUAAAUAUAAUAAUAAUUGACUAUAAUAUGUACAAUAAAAAAAGGUUUACUAUCCCUGAAACGUCAAAUUAUGACAGCUGUCAGAAUUCCACGCAAUAAAAGAUGAGAGAUUAGAUUUUUUUUUCUUAGAUAUUUUUGAAGCGUUGUUUGAUCCGCUACUUUUGAUGCUGACUGUACCUAUCUAAGAUAGUUUAUACUUGUGUAAGAGAUUGUCACAUUAAAUAAUAACGAUAAGUAUUCA
Molecule: messenger RNA, 3275 nt
Organism: Cydia pomonella (codling moth)
Lineage: Eukaryota; Metazoa; Arthropoda; Insecta; Lepidoptera; Tortricidae
Gene: U2af38
Product: splicing factor U2af 38 kDa subunit
Exons: 5
Coding region: 258-956 (232 amino acids)
Biological process (GO): mRNA splicing, via spliceosome
Cellular component (GO): U2AF complex; spliceosomal complex
Molecular function (GO): pre-mRNA 3'-splice site binding; metal ion binding
Source: RefSeq, a predicted model, not a curated record